AUGAAUCCACCGAAUCGUGUGUGUGCGUGCGUGUGUGCCAACGCAACCAAGUCCCCUUCAACCUCUCCUCCACCUACUUCUUCCACUAAUUGCUUCCACUACGGAAAACGGAAAACACAAUACCGGCACUUUAUCACGCUUAUCAGCAAACAACGUAAGCCGCAACGUAAUGACUAAUCGGCUGUUACCCGCUUUUUUGAACUGCUCAACCACCUGUAGCUGUACGGCUUACAUUCCCGACUUUCCGGCGAUGGCGUAAUUGUUUUGAUAAUGCAAACAAUGAGCGCUUGUCCAUUUUUAGCUGGGCGACAUUGAAGAGAAAUUAAAAGUAAAUAAAAGGGGGAAGGUCGCUGAGUAUCGGCGUUUAAUAAUUAAUUUGUUAGCCAAUUUUGGCAAAUCGAGCUUGGCCGUGCACAGCAUGUUUUAUGCUUUAGCCAAAUAUGGCCGGGUUUUCCUUUUAGUUUUUCAAAGUGUUGCCUUUUUCAGCGCACAGAGAAUUGAAAAAAAAAAUUGAAAAAAAACACUAAUACCAUUUAGCGGUCUUAUCGGACGCUCUCUUUCUGCCACCCGCACAGCAGCAGACGAAUGAGAGGGAGAGCAACAGGUGGUCGGCGAGUACCGUUAGACAUUCCAGCAAUUGCGUAACUAAUUAAACAAUUGCCUGCAAUUAAGUAAACAUAUUUGCCCAAAUUAAUAAAAUACUUUUAAAUGCGGAAUGGGAAAAUACAAGACGAAACUUUUAGAAUUCUACAGGCUUGAAAUGAUUUUCAGGUAUAAAAAUAUUUUCAAGAACAAUAAAUCAAAAUUUACGCACCAUUAUCUUCUUUUAAACAACAUUAUUAGCCAAAUCGAUUUUAAGAAAUCUGCUUAGUGAAAGGUGAGAGAAACAAGUGGUAUGAACAAAGUGGGUCAAGAUUUACAACAGCUAAAAAUCUUUACCUAGGGCCAAAAGAAAACACGACGGCCGAAUAAAGACCCUGAGGCCAGCCAAGGGUUAAGGCACAACUAGAAAAUCGCGAAAAGACGAAGACGCCGACGUAAUCGCUUUGCAAUGCGAAAAUAAAACCACUAACAAAUUGGAGCAAUCGUGAAAAGAACCUAACCAAACUUUGGAGUCCCCUUUCGCGGAACAACAACAACUAGGUGGCUUCUUCGCUUGAUUAUAUAGAAAUAGUGAUAUAGAAAGCUGAUUAGUAAGGAAUUUGCAACCAACUUCAUGUCUCAACCAU
Molecule: messenger RNA, 1229 nt
Organism: Drosophila eugracilis
Lineage: Eukaryota; Metazoa; Arthropoda; Insecta; Diptera; Drosophilidae
Source: RefSeq, a predicted model, not a curated record